Neohortaea acidophila is the source of this 303-nucleotide messenger RNA. RefSeq names its product DNA directed RNA polymerase. The transcript has 2 exons. Gene Ontology annotation, cellular component: RNA polymerase III complex; RNA polymerase II, core complex; RNA polymerase I complex. The record is from RefSeq and is a predicted model, not a curated record. Lineage: Eukaryota; Fungi; Ascomycota; Dothideomycetes; Mycosphaerellales; Teratosphaeriaceae. Gene Ontology annotation, molecular function: DNA-directed RNA polymerase activity; zinc ion binding; DNA binding. The coding region runs from base 1 to 303 and encodes 100 amino acids. Gene Ontology annotation, biological process: DNA-templated transcription.
AUGUCCCGCGAACAAUACACCCCACCCACCCUCCAAGACCGCAACGCCGGCCCCUCCUCCUCCUCCCAACAAUCGCAAACCCAACAAACCACCAGCCAACCAUACACAGGCGGCGGCUUCAACCUGACAGCCGCCUCGCUCGACGCUUUGGGCGACGACUCGCGCCCCAUCCACUACCUGUGCGGCGACUGCGAUGCGCGCGUGACGCUGAAGAAGGGGGAUGCGAUUCGGUGCAAGGAGUGUGGGUAUCGCGUGCUGUAUAAGGAGAGGACGAAUCGGAUGAUUCAGUUUCAGGCGAGGUAG